This is a messenger RNA of Serpula lacrymans var. lacrymans S7.9, 448 nucleotides long. RefSeq lists its product as uncharacterized. The record is from RefSeq and is a predicted model, not a curated record. NCBI's taxonomy places the organism in Eukaryota, Fungi, Basidiomycota, Agaricomycetes, Boletales, Serpulaceae. The transcript has a single exon. The annotation marks the transcript as partial.
CCUACGAAGACAGUGUUGCGUGAUUUGGAUAGCAGUGAAGGGGACGACGAAGAGGAUACUCGUUCACUCUUGGACAGGAUGAAGAAGACGGUGGAAGACAUGAAGAGGAGGAGGAGCGUUGGUCCUCCGUCAAAUGCAAACUCUGCCCUUGAUGAAGACAUGAUUGUGGACGUCAGUGAAAACGAUGAAUCAGAGACAAUAGAGGAAAGGAUGACUAUACAACAACAGUCAGGUCAAGGAGUUGCUGACUUCUCAGAAGAGGGAAGUGAUAAAGAGAAUGAAGGUGCUUUCAGUUUACAGCAUGACUGUUCCGAUCAGUAUCUUGACUCCGAAGAGCCUCGAUCAGCAGACAAUGAUUCUGACAUUGCAAAUUCUGACAAAGAGCAAGAAAAUGUUACCGUGGGUGCAUUUUCCGGGACAUCCUCACUUUCAGUGGAGGGUUGUGAUG